AUGGCACCCUCACCAAGCCCCUACAUCUGCCUCAAUUGCAGAAGGGCAUCUCCAUCCAACCUCUACCACCUAAAACUACGUCGAAACUUCUCCUUCACCCUACACAACCACCAAAUCCUCCGACCAGCAACAGCUCCAAAACCAACCCCAGACACCAAGCACAUCCGCCAGAAUGUCGAGCGCUAUGCCCAGAACUGCAUUGAAAGAAACUAUGCCGCGCACGCAGAAUAUCCAUCGAAGAUUCAAGCUCUCGCAGAAGAAACCCGACAAUUAGAUCAUGAUCUCAAAGCGCCCAGAUCCCGCAUAAAACAACUAGAGAAAACGAUCGCGAAGCUGUCUAUUGCUGCUCGCACAAAGACUGAUGCGCCGUCCGAACAACAAUCCGAUCUUACGGCUCUAAAAGCAGAAGCCCAACGUUUAAAAGAUGACUCUGCGAAUAUGACAGCUCGCAAAGCAACAUGCACCGAAGAACUGAGCCGUCUAGCUCUCUCCUUACCGAAUCUUUCUUCCUCCGAAACACCUAUCGGAAAUACCCCAAAUCUAAUCGGGUAUAUCAACUUUAACCCUUCAAGGCCGCCAUUGUGGGCUAGUCAAAGCAAAGAGUCUCUCCAAUCCCGUUCGCACGUCUCAAUCGGCACAUCCCUCGGCCUACUUGAUUUCACCAGCUCGGCCACAACAACAGGAUGGGGCUGGUACUUCCUCAUAAAUGAAGGCGCAAUGCUCGAACAAGCUCUAGUCCAGUACGCGCUUAGCGUUGCGCGUCGCCGAGCUUGGAAGCCCGUUUCUCCACCCUCAAUCGUAUACUCGUAUAUCGCUGAAGCGUGCGGCUUCCAACCACGAGACCAGCACAACGAGCAGCAAAUCUGGAGCAUUGAGCAGAGCGAGCGAGAUAGGGAUACAAAGCCUCAACGUUCGUUGACGGGUACCGCCGAGAUCCCGUUAGCAGCUAUGUAUGCGGGUAAAGAUAUAAAUGCGGCCGACUUACCCGUUAAACUCGUUGGUGCGAGCCGGUGUUAUCGUGCUGAGGCGGGAUCGCGAGGCGUCGAUACAAAGGGAUUAUACCGGGUUCAUGAGUUUACGAAAGUAGAGCUUUUCGCAUGGGCGGAUAACCUUGAAGAGUCAUCAUCAAGUAAGAACUCGGAUGAUCUUUUCGCUGAGCUGUUGGAGAUUCAGACGGAGAUUUUGACUUCGUUGGGUCUUCCUUGUCGGAUUUUGGAGAUGCCGACUGGCGAUCUUGGUGCGAGCGCUACUCGCAAGCGGGAUAUUGAGGCUUUGUUCCCGUCGCGGUUCCGACCUGGAGCUGUGAAUGAGGGUGUUGAGGUUGUUGAUGUUGAGGCGAAGGAGUUGGAGUCGGCGUGGGGUGAGGUUACUUCUGCCUCUAUUUGUACUGAUUAUCAGAGUCGGAGACUUGCGACCAGGGUUCGGGGUGGUUCUGCGAAGGAGUCACGUUUCCCGCAUACUGUUAAUGGGACGGCUAUGGCUGUGCCGCGUGUCUUGGCUGCUAUUUUGGAGAAUGGGUUUGAUCCGGAACGAGGCGUGGUUGUUGUGCCGGAGGUUUUGAGGCCAUGGAUGGAUGACAUGGAAACCAUUGGAGGCAAGUCAUGA
Messenger RNA from Penicillium angulare, 1605 nucleotides. RefSeq names its product putative serine--tRNA ligase DIA4. Lineage: Eukaryota; Fungi; Ascomycota; Eurotiomycetes; Eurotiales; Aspergillaceae. Gene Ontology annotation, molecular function: serine-tRNA ligase activity; ATP binding; tRNA binding. The record is from RefSeq and is a predicted model, not a curated record. The transcript has a single exon. Bases 1 to 1605 code for a protein of 534 amino acids. Gene Ontology annotation, cellular component: mitochondrion. Gene Ontology annotation, biological process: mitochondrial seryl-tRNA aminoacylation.